UUACUUUGUUGAAGUAUACCAUCCACUUUCAUGUUGUGAGAAAUAUUGCCUAUUUUAGAAUGCUUAGCCCGGGAAAGAUCACUACUCUUUAAUUUUCCCUUCCCUUAAAUCUCAUAGUUCAAUAAGAACAUCACUAUUAGUGUAAUCAAAUAACUAUAUAUAUGUAUUAUUAAAGCACGAUUCUUAGUGUGGACAAAAUUACGAAUUUAACAGAAAAUUGUAUUACAAGAAAACCAGUCUACCGCCACAUUAUUUUCACUCGCGAGGAUGGUAAACGUGUGUGUGGGUGCGGGGAGGUUAAACCGCCUACUUUAAGGGAAACGUUUCUUAAGCAUUGAAAGAUAAUAACGCAAAAAAAUGGUGGCAUUAUAUUUUGGUAGGGACGAGUAUUUUGUUUUAUUUUGCAUAUAAUUCUAUGUUCAUAAUAUUGAAUUAGAUCAGUAGUAUAAUAGUAUAGUUCCUAUGCCCCAGAUUUUGUUUUAUAACUGCUACAUAAGUUUGUUAACCUGUAGUUCUCGUCUUUUUGGAUACUUUUGCUAAUGCCAUACAAAAUUUCGAAAUUUUCUGAGUGUGCCCCUCAAACUGUUCAAGAUAAGCACACACUAUUUUCCUUUCUAUUUAUUUGCGGACUAGGUAAAUAAAACUAAGAUAGACGAACAAAACAGAUAUUCUACAUUUAUAUAUAUAUUGAUACUGAGGUCGAAUGAAGUCAUUACUUGUUAUAGUAUCCGUAUAUUUAAGUAUAUAUAUCUGCUUGUGUGGCUGCCUUACCAACAGCAGUGCGCAGGGACAAUACAUCUCGCUUUGUCUGUUUGAUAUGUAUGUAAAUAAGACUUAGAAGGAUCUGACUUUUUAUGCAUUCAUGUAGUCAUGAAGUUUAUUUUGGUAAUGUAUCAACUAAUCAAUGGGGGCCUUUUAUUUUGUGAAUGCAUGAAUUUGCCCGUGAAUGUUUAUUAAAUACUAAUUCACAUGCAUAUAUAUUACAUGUAUGUAAAUUUCUGACAAUAACAUACCAAUAUGUAGGUUACUAGCGUCCGAACAUCUGUUUGUAAUUAUACUGGUCAUGUAAGUUAACGGCACAUCAGGCGCUGUAUCCUGCCUCUACGACAAACAUCACAAACUUCCGCAGCUCUGGGAACAAUUGUUAGACUGUUUAAAGGACAACAUUACUAUGGUUGGAUGUUCAUAAUCUAUCCUGCCUAUAUCCCUGGUGACUUGCUGGACGGCGCAAUAAAUAUGCAGGAGGUACCUCUCGAGGUUGUUCGUGCAGAGGAGUGUCCCUCAGAAGAAAAGCCUCGGCCAAGCCCAGUAGCCUUUCGUAUCUCUAUAUGGCGCUUCCUGUGCUGUACCGUGCCAAUUGUUCUUUGUGCCGUGGUAUCAAUAAUAUCGGUCCAUGUCUGCAAGAAUCAAGGAUUUGUCUACGGAGCCGCCAUUGCAGCACUGUGCGCAAUCGGGAUAUAUUUCUUCAAUUUCUGCCUAGCCAUUGCCAUGAUUAUUUUCUUCGUUGGCUUGCGACGUCCAUUCUGUACAUAUAGCGAUGAGACGAAAGGAGCGAUGGCACCAAGAGCAUUUAAUGUUAUAAACAUAUUCAAUGUUUUCCUUGCAUUUAUUGUGGCUGUGGUUGUAGUGUGUAUUGUCAGUAUUGAACGGAGGAAAUAUGACAUUGGAGUUCCUUGGCCACAAUAACAGUGUUAUUACAGUUGUAGCUAGCCAAGGGGUUCCUGUAUAUUUCACUCGGACGACAAUUGGAGGAAAAUAUGGCAUACCGACUGUCAUUAUCCAAUAAGAUUUAUUUCUGUAUUCAAGUAUUACAAGUAACAAUAUACAUUGAUUUUACGGAUUGGAAUUUAAGUCAAUUGGGGAAUAGUUUUAUUUUAUACAUUAUCAUUAUUGCACACAUGCAUAUUAAAUUAAUAUUCUUGGAUUAUAAUUAAACUCCUCCGUGACGUAAGCUGAUUAUUUAACCAUGGUUGAUAUUCGCAUAUACAAUGUAAAAUAAUUAUGAUAGGUACAAGUGCAUUGGUCGCCAUUUAUAAUUGAGCGCAAUGUGAAGACCUCUAAUUAAUGUUCUAUAUAUCAACAUAUGAUAUCCUGGAACAUGAAAAAUAGACACACAUGAACUGAUGCGAAUCAUUGCUUACUUUUAUUUUAUUACAACGGAGAGCAGGUCUAAAAUCGUUUUCCCGAAAACCAAAUUUUGAAUGUACGAUUCUUUUAAUAGCUAAAUAUGCUACUUACUUGUUUGUAUCCUAACGCAUUCAUUAAAUACUUGUAUUACAUCAGCAAA
Molecule: messenger RNA, 2287 nt
Organism: Pecten maximus
Lineage: Eukaryota; Metazoa; Mollusca; Bivalvia; Pectinida; Pectinidae
Exons: 4
Coding region: 1180-1686 (168 amino acids)
Source: RefSeq, a predicted model, not a curated record